Hevea brasiliensis (rubber tree) is the source of this 402-nucleotide messenger RNA. Its product is annotated as NAC domain-containing protein 69-like. Gene Ontology annotation, molecular function: DNA binding. Bases 1 to 402 code for a protein of 133 amino acids. Gene Ontology annotation, biological process: regulation of DNA-templated transcription. The record is from RefSeq and is a predicted model, not a curated record. Lineage: Eukaryota; Viridiplantae; Streptophyta; Magnoliopsida; Malpighiales; Euphorbiaceae. The transcript is spliced from 3 exons.
AUGUUAUAUCUACUUGUGCCAAGUCUAGGAAGCAAGAUUAAGGAUGGACAGGAAGAGAUUGGUACAAAAACAUUCUUGGUUUACUGUAUAGGUCGCACUCCUAAUGGGGUCAUCAGCAGCUGGAAGAUGCGCGAAAUAAACGCAACUUCUUUGCCAGAAAACCAGCGGAGUUUCAUUCUGUGUAAAUUAAUUGAUAGGUCAGAUAAUGAAAGUUAUAAAUUAAUUGAUAGGUCAGAUAAUGAAGGUUAUCUGCCAAACUACAAUGAAGGUGAACAAGCUUACAAUAUGGCUUGCUCUGAUUCCUAUCAGAUGACUAAGUAUUCAAGCUUCAAUGCUGGUGAAACAAGCUGGUCUGAAAACCAAGCAACAUAUAAUGGAAUUCUACAAACAGGAAGCUACUGA